GCAGGAAUGAGUCCUAAAACCCUGACAUGACUCAUUUCAUCCCUUCCUGUCCCGUGGUCUGGAAGUCAUGGGUUAAUGGUCAAAAUACGUCUGGAGGUUGCUAACAAGACUCUAAAUGAGACGACUAAACGUCAUCACGCCCAACAUUAGCCGCCUUUAGCUUAGCGGUGUAUUCAUCAGAAGGUCUCUUUAGUUAAGUCCAACGAUGUUAAAUUGUCCAAUCACAGACCACACCGUUUGUCAAAGUGAAGGCCAGCUUUCGUAUGCAGAUGACGCCGUCCCUCUGAUUUUCCACACCUGUCAGUUUGGAUUGUGGGUAAUCAAAUGCAGGAAGUCUCCGGUGUCUGUCCGUCUGCUCAGACAGAGCCGACCUGAGUCUGAACAACACGGACAGAUCAGAUCUUAACGAAAACAGAACCUCGGCCGUGAGAUGGACAAAGUUAACAGAACCAGUAACUUCGAGGAGCUCGUCUGGUACUUCCUGCCCACAGUGGUCCUGGUGCCUCCUCUUGGGCUUCCGGUCAACGCUGCAGUCCUGCGCCUCCUGCUGGGCAAACCUGGCAUCUGCUCCACCUCUGAGGUCUUCAUCCUGAACCUAGCCGUGUUCGACAUGCUGUUCUGCUUCACGGUCGUCGUCGAGUACAUCAACUUCCUGUGCAAUACAACACUGGAGAACUCCAGGUUCCUGUCCUGGAGGUUGAGUCAGGCCGGGGGUCCGAUGCUGCUCUGCGUUCUUUCUUUGGACGCCUACAUGGCCGUCUGCCGCCCACUGAUCUUCCUCCGUCUCAAAGACCCCAGGUUUCGCCUGUCCCUGUGCCUGCUGCUGAGCACCUUAGCGCUCGCUUCCUGCGGUCUUGCAAAAGUAGUCGUUGUUUCCAAUAUCGUGACCGUAGUGGGGAUCCUAGCCGUGGCCAUGCUGACCAUCUCCACCUGCAACAUCCUGAUCCUCAGGUCGCUGCGGCAGUCGGGUCCCGGCAGGAAGGAGCUGCACCCGGUGAAGAAGCAAGCGUUUAAGACGGUGCUCACGGCGUUGGUGAUGGUGGAAUUCCACUACCUGCCGUCGCUCACAGAGUCCCUGAUCAAGGUGUUGUUUCCCAGUCUUCUACCGCCUUACUCCAUCCUCACCAGUAUCACCUUCUUAAUUCUCUCGAUGAGCAGCUUCGUUCAACCGCUGUCGUAUCUCGUACGCACCAAACAGCUGCCGAAGAUAGGAUGCAACCGCAGGGCGGCGGCUGAGGCCAAGACUACAGCAAGUUAGAGCGGAGGGAUCAGAGAGAAGAGCUGCAACCACACCUUUCGUUAAGAUCUACCAAAAGGAAAGCUGGAGCUGUGGAAAUGGUUCGGCUUAUUUUAAGCUCAUGUACUUGCAGGAUUCCUGUUUGACUGAGUUUGUUCUUCAUGGUUUAUCGCCCUCACUGAGAGCUCCUUCGGAUGAUUUAAAUGCUGUGAGCGGCUGCACAGGGGAUUUUUAGUUUGAAUUCUGCUAGUUAGUUAAAACUAACUAGCAGAAUUAAUAUUUGAGGAGAAUGCAUCGAAGUUACCUGAGUAACUAUUGACUCUCAGAUACGGAGUCAGUCUAUGUAUUUCUGAUCAUCCUUGUGUUGAUGUCCUUGAUCUUAUAUUUAACAUGUUCUAAGAAUGCACGUUUUAAUAAGGAUAACCAUCUACCCAUCAGACACAAGAACACCUGCUGGGAAAUGCAGAUUUGUCCAACGACCUUACUGUUACCGGGGUGUGUGUGUGUGUGUGUGUGUGUGUGUUUUAAAAAAAAAACCUGAACAAUUCUAAAAGUCAGAAUUCUUUUAAAAAGUUGAAAUCUAUGAAAAACGUCCGAAUUCUGAACCGUAUUCUGUACUCGGUGUGAAACUGGUGACCCGUUCACAGAGGAGAGAACUGUAUAUCUGGAUUGGACUUGAAAUUGAGCUUCUCUAUCUAAACAUGGAAAAAGUGAUUUUGCUGCUAGAGAAAUAACUGUAGAGACAGCAGCUGAACUCUUACUGUUUAAAAUGUGGUUGUGAUUACUUUGAAAAUGUUCUGGAAGAUAAAGGUUUUCUCCUUAAAGUCUACAGGGAACAAUAAAGGCGACAGAAACGAAGACAUCACAAUAUCUCAUUUAA
Molecule: messenger RNA, 2117 nt
Organism: Eleginops maclovinus (Patagonian blennie)
Lineage: Eukaryota; Metazoa; Chordata; Actinopteri; Perciformes; Eleginopidae
Product: C-X-C chemokine receptor type 2-like
Exons: 2
Coding region: 431-1258 (275 amino acids)
Biological process (GO): phospholipase C-activating G protein-coupled receptor signaling pathway; positive regulation of Rho protein signal transduction
Cellular component (GO): plasma membrane
Molecular function (GO): G protein-coupled receptor activity
Source: RefSeq, a predicted model, not a curated record